AUAAACGGAGCGGAGCCGUCGGUCCCGCUUUCACCGCAACAGUUGAUCGGAGCGCAGCGUCAGGACGCAGCGUCGGACACGUUGAGCACCGGAGCCGCGGUACCGAGAGGCGGAGGAGAAGCAGCAGCAGACCCCGCAGGAUAAUAUUCCUCCGAUUUAUCCUCUUUUUGUGUGCUUGUUGCUGUCGCCGGGAUAACUCGUGUCGGGAAUCCGCCGCUCCUGAGUGGCGGUGCGGCGCGGACACGUUAUAUAAGGCGAAUAACGGGCGGAUGAGCCCGUGUGGCGGCGGAGCGGCGCUGAUCACCGAGCCGAGCCGAACCCCCAGCUCUUAACUCGUUCAUGCGUGUGCGCCCGGUCACGUUACCGACGUCCAGGCUAACCGUGCCGCCGAUGCCGUGUGGCUCCGCUUUAGCUUAGGCGGCUAACCGGGACGCGCAGCUGCCGCGGAUGAGCGCAGCGGAAUGAUGAGCAGAAGGAGCCUCCAGCGGCGCUAAUGGAUCACCGGAACGGCCAGAACCCGCUCAGGAUUCGGUUUGUGUGAGCUUCCCAGCCCAGCCUCGGUGUCGGUUCGCCCCCGCCUCCCUGCAGAGCCGCCGGGCCCCAUUGAUAAAGUGUCCGGGACGCGGAGAAUGGGCCCGAGUCUUAAUUUGGACAACAAAGAAUUAGGCUGCUGAGCUGUUAGAUAAGCGCUUUGAGCUAAGAAGCUCCACCGAUCACCGUCUGGACCCUGCAGCUCCCCGGACUCCAUCUCAGCCGGUUUUUGUCGUGUGUGCGCCGCCGCUAUGGGUAGUCCCGCCGGGCCGGUGGACGUGGAGCCCAUGCCGGGCUACUUGGAGCUGAUCAGCAGAGCCUCCGCCGUCAUGCUGGACGCCUGGACGGACUGUGGCGGCUGCGGGCUGGAGCUCUCCAGACGGACUCUCCUGGAGAACGCCAACAUUACCUGGACCGAGAUCGGCCUGUUCUUCUUUUGCGCCUUUUUGUGGACGCAGAUCAGGAAAGGACUGACACAAAGUCUGUUUAAGCCUCUUGCACAGUGGUGGCGGCUGAUGCCCAAAGAUGCUGCCAAGAUGCCGGAGAGCGCGUGGAAGCUGCUCUUCUGCAGCAUGUCAUGGUCCUACAGCACCUACCUGCUCUUCUUCACCUCCUACUCCUUCUUCCAUGACCCACCCUCCGUCUUCUACAACUGGAAGAGUGGUAUGUCAGUGCCUACAGACAUCGCCAUAGCCUACCUGAUCCAGGGCAGCUUCUAUGGCCACUCCAUCUAUGCCACCAUCUACAUGGACGCCUGGAGGAAGGACUCUGCAGUGAUGGUGGUUCAUCACAUCAUCACGCUGGCGCUCAUCAGCUUCUCCUACGCCUUCAGAUACCACAACGUAGGGAUCCUGGUGUUGUUCCUCCACGACAUCAGCGACAUCCAGCUGGAGUUCACUAAGCUCAAUGUCUACCUGAAGUCCAGAGGAGGAGGUUAUUACCUGCUGAACGACAUCCUGUCCAACACCGGCUCCGUCUGCUUCAGCAUCACCUGGUUCUGGUUCCGUCUCUACUGGUUCCCCCUCAAAGUUCUGUAUGCCACCUGUGUGUCCAGCUUCCAGUCCGUCCCCAACAUCCCCUUCUACUUCUUCUUCAACACUCUGCUUUUCGCUCUGCUGCUCAUGAACAUCUACUGGUUCUUGUUUAUCGUGGUUUUUGUGGUGAAGGUGCUGAAGAUGAAGGAGGUGAACGAUGUCCGGGAGUACGAGGACGAGGACAGCAGCAGGGCAGCAGGCAACAGGAAACCUCUGGCAGCGAACAACGAGGACGAUGCUGGACAUCACAACUCUGCCCAGGGGAAGCACGUGCAGAACGGCGUCGCCAAGGAGAAGCAUCUAUAACCGGCUCUCCGGCGCCACCGCCUGGCUCCAGGAAACGACGACGAGACGCCGGAAAAAAGCCUCUCAGCCGGAGGGGACGAGCGUCAAAACAGAAACAGAAAGGAAGGUGGAAGAAAAAAGAAAAAACAAACAAAAAAACAACUUAGGGUGCGAUGAGUUUUUCUUCUUUUGGUUUUAAAACAUUUUCAUUUCAUCGCUGUCGGUUUUGUUUUCUCCUUAGAGCACUGUGAAUGUUCUCUCAGCUGUCUUACCGUCGUUUAACUUCACGUUCAAUAGAUUCAGUAGAAAAACAAGCCAGUCGGGCUGCGUGCAGAAGAAGCGUCAGGAAGGAAAGCGGUUCAGGAGAUGUGUAGGGGCCCGAUCAGCAAGCAACAUGCUCAAAAACUCCGUCCGUAAGUCCGUGUGGAGGGGAGGCCUUCCUGGCUGCUUCGCCACAUGUAUUGAUUUCACUGCAGUGGUGGCGUCUGCACAGCUGCAUCCAUUAGUCUGAAUAGAAAAGCAGGUGUGUGUGAGAGUGUGUUAGUGUGUGUGUGGAGAAAACACGGAUGUAGCCGAGACUUAAAAGAUUUUAAAAAAACAGACAAAAAAAAGUUAGUUUCACGACAUUUCAACUCUCAGUUUGUCUCUUUGUACCGAUGAUCAAACAGGCAUUGGGAAUCUCCUCUUUGGCAUUCCUGUACGGAGUUAUUUUAUGUUUUUUGGUUUUUUUUGUGUUGCUAAGCGUCUGUCGCUGCACAUGAAGGCGUACAAGCUGAUUGCUGGUUUAAUGACAGCAAAUAGCUUUGAAUUGAUUGACCGGGUUUUGUUGUUUUAUUUUUUUAAACGCUCCAUGAUUUGAUUCUCCUCGGUGGUGAAAUAGCCCCAGAGUGUAAAGAUUUAAAAAACAGACUAAAAAAUCUGUAUGAUUAAUAGAAAAAAACAUUAUGUAUGCACACAUUAUGGUAUUCAGGAAUGCAUGACGUCGGAAUGAUUCAGGAAAUUAUGCUAUGAAAUCCUCUAGCUAUGUAAUCAUCUUUAUUAAAACUCAUGCUGAAAGUUUUCCGAGCAGCGGCGAACGCGAGGAAAUUGGUGCGGGAUUCGUUCGAAAUUGGGUUGUGAGGGAAGAUACACUGUCCGUCCAAAAAAAAAAAAGAAAAAGUCACACACGAAAAUUUAAUUGGACCGACUUUUAGCUCUGAGGACGACACUCAUUCGCCGUGGCAUCGUUUCAGGAACCUUCUGCAAAGUCACAGCAUUGGAUUCAUUUCCUACCAAGAUCUUCUACUGACAAUGUCGGACAAAGACUUCAUCCUAAAGAUCCUCAAUGGGGCUGAGGUCUGGAAUCUGUAGAGGACAAUCCAUCUCCUGCUCCCUGAUCCACUCAUUCUCAAUGUGACCCCAUGAAUCUUGGCAUCGUCAUCUUGGAACAUGAAGAAAAGCUCCAUUGAUGGAAAGACCUGGUCCUUCAGUAUCUUCAGGGAGUCAGCUGACCUCAUUCUUUGGGAACAUAACGUUGCUGAACCUGACCAACCCCAGAUCAUAACUCUAACCCCCACUAGCCAUGAUGAGGGCAUCACUUCAUCCGUCUCUCUUCUUACCCUGAUGCCCCCAUCACUCUGGAACAGGGUAAAUCUGGACUCAUCAGACCACAUGACCUUCUUCCAUUGAGUCCAAUCUUUAUGCUACCAGCAAACUGGAGCCUUUUUUGUCCUGAUUAGCUUCACUGAUCAGUGGUUUUCUUUGAGCUACAGCUGUUUAGUCCCAAUCCUUGUGGAAAUGUUCUUACUUUCGCUAUCAAACAGCCGUGAGUUCUACUGUUGGUUUCCUACGAUCAUCUAAGAGUUUGUUCCUGAAAAUGAUGGACUGUCCUUCAGGUUUUAAUAAUGCGUUGGACUGUGCAUCAGCAGUAAUGAGGGCGUUGUAUCGAAACGUCGUGGUGAAGAGGCUUGAUUUACCAUCCAUCUACGUCCCGACCCUCACCUAUGGUCAUGAGCUCUGGGUAGUGACCGAAAGUACAAGAUGGUGGAUACAAGCAGUUGAAAUGAGCUUCCUCUGUAGGGUGGCUGGGCUCAGCCUUAGAGAUGGGGGAGAAGCUCAGACAUCUGGAGGAAGUUCGGAGUAGAGCCGCUGCUCCUUCACCUCUAAAGGAACCAGUUGAGGUGGUUUGGACCUAUGAUUCAGAUCCUCCAGGGAGACUUCCUCUGGAGGUUUUCCGAACAUGUCCACCUGGGAGGAGAUCCCGGGGCAGACACAGAACCUGCUGGAGGGAUUAUAUAUCUCAUCUGGCCUGAGAACGCCUCGGGAUCCACCAGGAAGAGCUGGAAAGUGUUGCUGGAGGGAGGGAUGUCUGAAAUGACUUGCUUCAUCUGCUGCCUCCAUAACCCGACCCCGGAUAAGAGGAAGACAAAGGAUGGAUGGACGGUACUUAACCUGAUUUUAGUAGUUUCAGAAAUCUCCUUAGCUGUUUUCUUUGCUUGAUGCAGGCCAAUAAUUUGACCCUUCUGAGACAGAUUAACAUCCUUUCCUUGACCACAGGAUGUGUCUUCCAACAUUUAACCCUCCUGUUGUCCUCAUUGACGGGCACCAAAAAAUAUUGUUUUCUUGUCUAAUUCAAUUCAAUUCAAUUUUAUUUAUAUAGCGCCAAUUACAGUCAAAUUGUCUCGAGACGCUUUACAGAACCCAUAUGCCUGAACCCCCAGCACAGCCCUAAGGAGACAGUGGCAGGAAAACACCCUUUUAACAGGGAAAAAACCUCAAGCAGAACAAAAAAUCAAAAAAUUCUGCCAAAAAAAUUCCCCAAUUUUCUGAACAUUUACAAAACCUUCAGGAAGAAAAUUCAAAUAAUAAAAAAAAUCCCCCAAAUUUGGCAAGAAAAUUCUUGUAAAUAUUUUCAAAAAAUGAGUAAAAAUCUUCCCAAAAAAAUCCUAAAAAUAUCUAAAGUGAUUCCAUAUAUAUCAGGAAAACUUCUAAUAUUUUCUUUGAGAACAUUCACAUAAAAAUCAACCAAAAUCCAGUGAAAUUCGCUGGAUUUUUUUUUUGUGUAUGUUCUUUAGAAAUCUUUCUUUUUUCCCCACUAGAAAAUGUUGAAAAAUUUCCCCAAAAUGUUAAAAAUGUUGAAAAUGUGGACAUCAGAAAUUUCACUGUGAAUUUUUUUUUUCCCCCCACAUUUUCAAACUUUAAACCGGGUCAAUUGAAGCUCUUCACUGCAUCAGCUGGGCUUAAAGAAGUAAUUAUCCAAUGGAAGGCUCUUACCUUGCUUUUUUUUUUUUGGAUGGGCAGUGUAUUUGUGUGUUCUGAACAUUAAAUUACACUUUAAAGGGAAUUCUUUCGCUCGUUUCCUGCUGGUUUACUUUGUGUUCGUGGAAACAGCUGCUGCUUCCGUUUCAAAAUAAGGGAUAUUCACUUGAUUUCCACCUCUUCGAUCAAAUUCAAGCUCUUGUUUGGAUGAACAGCAGGCUUGUGCCGCUGGAGCAGGCUGCAGAUGUCGUCUGUCCGUAGGAUUUUUAUCAUUUUUGUCUUCCGCGAUCCUGACGCUAAGGGAGGAAGGAGCUAAAACUAUUAAUUUUACUAUUAUUGUCGUAGUUGAGGUUUUAUUUUUUUGGAAUUGCUGCUGUUUUGUUUUGUUUUUCCUGUGAGAGCACUGUUUGUAUUCCAGAUGUGUUGUCGUUUCUCUGCUGUGUGUGAGUCAGCGACAGUCUGCAGAUGUUUCCAGGGACCAGGGAGAGUCGCUUUUACGCAACAUCUGGAUUCUCUUCCUCCGAAUCUGAAUGCUGGCUCGCGCUCAGUUUACUGUAGUCGUUACACAUCUGUACUGUAGGCAGCGGGACGAAGCGUCGCCGUCCUUCCUGUUCGACUGUGAGACGACCUUAUUCAGAGUUUGCUGAUGUUUUUAUUUUGUUAAACGGCGACAGAAGUGAAUAAAAAUCUGAAAGGAGGGUUGAAGUUUGCAGUUAAAAAUCCACAAAGACCUGGAUCCGGAUUCGGUGCGACUCGUCCCUAAAGUCCGACACGGUACUGAGAGGUCCAGAUGUGUCGAACCACAAGCAGAUGUGGAGGAGUGGCUACAUCUGGGGGUGAGCAACAUGAGGAGGUAGAGGUUCUGUCAUUUGGAUUUUUGUUUCUCAUCAAUUAGCAAGAAAUGGCGUCCAAUUUCUCCAAGUUUAAAGUUUACUCUCCUGUGCACCAUUAGAGUUAACCCUCCUGUUGUCUUCAUUUACAGGCAUUCCUUGUCUGAAAGAAAUCCAAAAAUUCAGCAAAAACAUUUCUGAAAAUUUGCAAAAACUUCAGGAAGAAAAUUCCAAUAAUUCCUUAAAAGUUUCCCUUAAAAGUUUAAUUUUUAAAAAAAAAUCCCCCAAAUUUGGCAAGAAAAUUCUUGUAAAUAUUUUCAAAAAAUGAGUAAAAAUCUUCCAAAAAAACCUAAAAAUAUCUAAAGUGAUUCCAUAUAUAUCAGUAAAACUUCUAAUAUUUUAUUUAAGAACAUUCACAAAAAAAUCAACCAAAAUCCAGUGAAAUUCACUGGAUUUUGGUUGAUUUGAUUUUUUUUUGUCAAUGUUCUUAAACAUUUUUUUAACAUUUCUUUUUUUCCACCAAAAAAUGUUCAAAGAUUUCCCAAAAACAUUGAAAAUGUGAACACCAGAAUUUUCACUGUGAAAAUAGAUUUUUUUCCCACAUUUCAAAUUUUAAAACGGGUCAGUUUUGACCCGCAGGACGACACGAGGGUUAAAUAGGAAACUUGCCGUUUUUUUCACUAAUAACUACCAAGAAAAAGGCAGAAAAGUGAGCUCACAGUGGUCUAAUAAUUAUUUCCAAAGCUGAAGAGUCUCAUUCAUGUUGCUCACCUCUGAUUACGACCCAGAACUGACUAAAACUACCUGAGAUGAAACGAAGAACCUUUUUAGAACGUCUUGUUUCUGUACAGAUUGGGCCGAUUCUUCCAGUCGAGGUCGCCUCUGUGUUUCCGUACGUUAAAGAAGUUAGUAAAGUGACCGACGUCGGUCAGAGCAGGACCACUUUAGUGCAAAUUUAAAUCAAGCUGUGGAGGAUUUAGCUGUAAAUGUUUGGUGUCUGUUAGUUGAUCAGGGAGCGCAAUAACAGAAGCAGUGUUUGCAAACAGCAGUGAAGCGGCCUGACUGACAGGGCUGCAGAGGUUUAGUGUUAACGGCUCGAUCCAUGGAAAAAUCAACCAAAUCUGAGAAAAAUAUCCCACCAGACCUCCUCAGAAUCAGCCGAUUUAUCAUCUGCAGUGACUCUAACCCUCCUGUUGUCCUCAUUUACGGGCACCAAAAAAUAUUGUUUCCAAAAAUUCAGAAAAAAAUUACCCAAAUUUAUGAAAAUUUGAAAAAAUCUUCAGGAAGAAAAUUCCAAUAAUUCCUUAAAAGUUUCCCUUGAAAUUUUUAUUUUUAAAAAAUCCCCCAAAUUUGGCAAGAAAAUUCUUAUAAAUAUUUUUUUAAAAAUGAGUAAAAAUCUUUCAUAAAAAUCCUAAAAAUAUCUAAAGUGAUUACAUAUAUAUAUCAGGAAAACUUCUAAUAUUUUCUUUAAGAAACAUUCACAUAAAAAUCAACCAAAAUCCAGAGAAAUUCGCUGGAUUUUGGUUGAUUUUUUUGUGAAUUUUCUUAAGAAACAUUUUCAACAUUUUUUUCCACAAAAAUUUUCAAAAAUUUCCCAAAAAUGUUGAAAAUGUGGACAUCAGAUGUUUCACUGUGAAAAUAUAUUUUUUCCACAUCUUCAAACUUUAAAACGGGUCAAUUUUGACCCGCAGGACGACAUGAGGGUUAAAGCCACUAAAGUUAUUGUACAGAGAAAGUCAGCUGAUUGUGAGGAGGUCAUUUGGGAGGAAUUGAUUGAUUUCCAUGGAAUCGACAUCUGGACUCUGGCUGAAGCUCUCCCCCAUUUAUGUAAAUUAAAACUAAUCUGGGGGUGGUCAUGAAGUGAGCCGUUGCUGGUGGGUUUUUGAGUCCAGCAGCAACAUUAUUUAUGUUGAAAUAAUCAGAAUUAUUGUAAUAUAUUCAAGUUUGGCCCCCGGAGUGAUGGUAAAUAAAAAUUUUUAAAAACGAAGGCAAAUUCACAAACCGAGCGGCAGUAAAGUGUCGUUUUGUGCGAGCCGAAGGUUUUUCGACUUGACCAAAUCCUCACUGGAAGUUUCGAUUGUGCCAAAAACGUCCACCAAACUCCGAGGCGAGUGUUUGUGGGAGCUGGCGAAGAGCGAAGAGUCGAGUGUGACGGGCAGAAAAAGCCCUGCAGGUAUUUCUUAUACAUUGCACUGUAAUUUAUUAGUAUUAUUUUUAUUAUUCAGUAGUAGAUCAAAAUUUUAAACAAAAGGGAGCAUUUUGGGGGAAUUUUUAUGACUGAAGGAUCAUGAAGGAAAAAAUAAAUCAGUUAAUUUAAAGUGUAUUUUGCUGAUAUUUUGGACCAUUGGUACACACUGUAACAAAUUACCCCACAUGUUUUUGAAUUUGACCACUUUCUAAACCAACAUGACUACUUGAUAAAGACACGGAACUUUUUGCUCUUUUUGUAAUACAAUUUUAAUACCAUUCAGCCAAUGUUAUCAUUUCAUUUUUUUCUCAUAAAAUAAAACAUGUCAGUAAACAAACAA
This is a messenger RNA of Amphiprion ocellaris (clown anemonefish), 8445 nucleotides long. RefSeq names its product ceramide synthase 1 (gene cers1). The coding region runs from base 783 to 1871 and encodes 362 amino acids. Gene Ontology annotation, biological process: ceramide biosynthetic process. Gene Ontology annotation, cellular component: membrane. Lineage: Eukaryota; Metazoa; Chordata; Actinopteri; Pomacentridae. The transcript has 7 exons. The record is from RefSeq and is a predicted model, not a curated record. Gene Ontology annotation, molecular function: sphingosine N-acyltransferase activity.